Besnoitia besnoiti is the source of this 549-nucleotide messenger RNA. RefSeq lists its product as uncharacterized. The transcript has 2 exons. The record is from RefSeq and is a predicted model, not a curated record. The coding region runs from base 1 to 549 and encodes 182 amino acids. Lineage: Eukaryota; Apicomplexa; Conoidasida; Eucoccidiorida; Sarcocystidae.
AUGCACUUACACGGGCGGAACAAAGAACCCCAGAGCAGUGCGAGUUCACGCAAGCUCCCUCACCACAGUUCUGAAGACAGUGAAGUCCACAAGCUGCCCUCAAGCGCUGCCUACAACUGUGUUCCCUAUCUACCAUAUUAUCUAAUUGGUUUAAUUUUCUUACAAACGGCUUUUGGUUUGAUUGAAUUAUCGCACCCAGAUAACUCCAUACCAGUGAACCGGUUCGUAACUCCGCGUUGGUUCCUGAAGUGGACUGAUAGAAAACCACCUGUAAUGACUGAAAACACAGUUCACGACUGUGCCGCGAGACGUGUGUGCGCGGCAGCCCAGCGCUAUUCGCCGUUCAGACUUACUCCAGGCUCCACUCUCCGAGGUGCCACUAGUUCCCUUCAGUUUGAGUUCCCUGUCGGCGAACUCUUCUUGGUUCUUUGCCCAUCGUGUUUGAUCGACCUCUGUGCGAGAACGCUCUCUGUGCCUCUCCGCGCCGUCCAUUGCCCUCUUCUCUCUUUCUGCCCCCCCGUCGGUCCGUCAGAGAGCUCGCUCGUGUAG